Messenger RNA from Cryptomeria japonica (Japanese cedar), 683 nucleotides. RefSeq lists its product as uncharacterized. The transcript is spliced from 2 exons. Lineage: Eukaryota; Viridiplantae; Streptophyta; Pinopsida; Cupressales; Cupressaceae. The coding region runs from base 9 to 452 and encodes 147 amino acids. Gene Ontology annotation, cellular component: mitochondrial large ribosomal subunit. The record is from RefSeq and is a predicted model, not a curated record.
ACGGCCAUAUGAUUGAAGUUUAUCUUAUGACGUGUAUCACUUGGGCGGCGUGCGGAGCAGAGCGAGGCAAAAUGUUGAAGUUUCUGUCAAAAGUGAAGAUCGAUUUCAAUGCAUUCGAUCCGCGAGCGGCAUCGGCGCUUGAAUUCCUGGCGCAGUGCAGCUCCCUGAAGGCCAGAGACUCCAACCCCAGCUGCCAGGUUAUUGUCAACAGACGGACGGACGAGCACCAUCCCCAAAUAACCAUCACAUACAGCAAUGGCAUCGAAGAAUCAAUCGACGGCUCCAUAACCAACGCGCAAACCAUUCGCAAAAAGAUUUUGGAAACGGGACGGAUGUUGGAGACGCAACAGAUGUUCAAGGAAGCUGGUCAAUCAUGGCCCGUUAUGAUCCCUGAAGAGGAGCUAUAUCAGUUUGCCAAGCCCACCAAGGCGAAGAAAGCACAAGAGAAAUGAAGGGUCUCGGAAAUGGGUUAUUCUAUAUUCAGGCAUGGAAGAUGAUGGUCUUUCAUCAAGAGGUCCAAUGUUAAAUAUAUGAAAUCUCUUUUGAUUUAUUCCAAUUUAUUCCUAUAUUUUAAUUGGUUCAUUAAAAUCUUCAUUUCAAUGUUUUUAAUCUGAUAAUGGACAAUGUAAUCUUAUUAGACAUGCCACCAUUUCGAGUCUUAUGUUUUUCAUCAUUUUUUAGUA